AUGGAAGAAUACCACUUGAAAUGCAUUGUUACUGGUCCACCAUGUGUAGGAAAGAGUUCAUUAUUACUUCAAUUCUGUGAAAAGGAGUUCUCUACUGAAUUGGAUACUACCGUCGGUGUAGAGUUUCAAUCAAAGACAAUGGAGCUUGAUGGUCAAUUCAAAAUCAAGUUGGAGAUUUGGGAUACUGCUGGUCAAGAAUCUUUUAGAUCGAUUACUAAUAAUUAUUAUAGAGGUGCUCAUAUUGCUCUAUUGGUCUAUGAUAUUACAAACCGACAAUCAUUCCAAUAUUUGGGAAGUUGGCUUGAAGAGAUUGCACAAAUGUCUACUCCAAACAUUGUCACAUUAUUGAUUGGAAACAAGUGUGAUGCAAAGGAACGUAGAGUCGUCACUUUAGAGGAAGCACAAAGAUUUGCAAAGUCAAAUGACCUCAUCUUUAUCGAAACUAGUGCAAAGGAUAACACCAAUGUAGAAAAGGUAUUUGAAGAUGCUGCUCGUCAAGUCAUUACUCUUAUCAAACAAGGUAAAUUGGUUGUAGUCAAUAAGAAACCUCAAAUCUCUUUGAUAAGUGGAACCAAUAAUAAUAAUAAUAAUAAUCCAAAUGGAACAAAUAAUGGAACGAAUAAUAACAAUAAUAAUAAUAAUAGUAGUAAUGGUAAAACUGGUAAUGGUACUACUGGAGAUAAGAAAUGUUGUUAA
This is a messenger RNA of Cavenderia fasciculata, 696 nucleotides long. RefSeq names its product Rab GTPase (gene rabQ). NCBI's taxonomy places the organism in Eukaryota, Evosea, Eumycetozoa, Acytosteliales, Cavenderiaceae. Gene Ontology annotation, cellular component: Golgi apparatus. Gene Ontology annotation, molecular function: GTPase activity; GTP binding. The transcript has 4 exons. The coding region runs from base 1 to 696 and encodes 231 amino acids. The record is from RefSeq and is a predicted model, not a curated record.